GCAUCAGAGGGGACGUCCUUCCGAAGUUGGGGCUCUGGAAGAAGGGUCUUUUGGGAACAAAGGCUUCCUGGGCGAUGUAAACAGUCUUUGUCUUAAAAAGUGUUUUGUUUCAAGAAGCUGUGAACAAGUGGUUUCAUGUAGUUGAAAUAAAGCAACAAAAGCAAGAGGUAGAAACUGUGCUCCGUGGCGAUGGCUCUGAUGCCCGCGUUUCUAGGUGAUUUUUGCUCCCCAAGUUCCUGGAAUACAAUUGGCUGCAUUAAGGAUUGGCAGCCGCCAUUUGCAUGUGAUGUCGACAAACUUCAUUUUACUCCACGUAUCCAGAGGCUGAAUGAAUUGGAGGCUCAAACUCGUGUAAAAUUGAAUUUCCUGGAUCAGAUUGCAAAGUACUGGGAGUUGCAGGGAAGUACACUGAAAAUUCCGCAUGUGGAAAGGAAGAUCUUGGACUUGUUUCAGCUUAAUAAGUUAGUUGCAGAAGAAGGUGGAUUUGCAGUUGUUUGCAAGGAUAGAAAAUGGACCAAAAUUGCCACCAAGAUGGGUUUUGCUCCUGGCAAAGCUGUGGGCUCCCAUAUCCGAGGGCAUUACGAGCGAAUCCUCAACCCCUACAACCUGUUCCUGUCUGGGGACAGUCUGAGGUGUCUGCAGAAGCCAAACCUGGCCACAGACACAAAGGACAAGGAGUACAAGCCCCACGACAUUCCCCAGAGGCAGUCUGUGCCGCCCUCAGAGACGUGCCCCCCGGCCCGCCGAGCGAAGCGCAUGAGGGCGGAGGCCAUGAAUAUUAAAAUAGAACCAGAAGAGACAACGGAAGCCAGAACUCAUAACCUGAGACGUCGAAUGGGUUGCCCAACUCUAAAAUGUGAAAAUGAGAAAGAAAUGAGGAGCGGCAUCAAGCAAGAACCCCCGGAGAGGAAAGAGCUCACUGUGGAGAGUGAGAGGGAGAAGCCCAAGAGUCGGCCGAAAAAAACCACCAGUGCUGUGGACCUCUAUGUCUGCCUCUUGUGUGGCAGUGGCAGUGACGAGGACCGGCUUCUCCUGUGUGAUGGAUGUGAUGACAGUUACCACACCUUUUGCUUGAUCCCACCCCUCCACGAUGUCCCCAAAGGAGACUGGAGGUGUCCUAAGUGUUUGGCUCAGGAGUGCAGCAAGCCGCAGGAGGCGUUUGGCUUCGAGCAGGCGGCCAGGGGCUACACCCUCCGCACCUUCGGGGAGAUGGCGGACGCCUUCAAGUCCGACUACUUCAACAUGCCGGUCCACAUGGUCCCUACGGAGCUGGUGGAGAAAGAAUUCUGGCGACUGGUGAGCACCAUUGACGAGGAUGUCACAGUAGAGUAUGGAGCCGACAUCGCCUCGAAGGAGUUCGGCAGCGGCUUCCCUGUGCGCGACGGGAAGACGAGGCUGUCCGCCGAGGAGGAGGAAUAUCUCGACAGCGGCUGGAAUUUGAACAACAUGCCGGUGAUGGAGCAGUCUGUCCUCGCCCACAUCACUGCCGACAUCUGCGGCAUGAAACUCCCUUGGCUGUACGUGGGGAUGUGCUUCUCUUCCUUCUGUUGGCACAUCGAAGACCACUGGAGCUAUUCCAUCAACUACCUGCACUGGGGUGAGCCCAAAACCUGGUAUGGAGUCCCAGGGUAUGCGGCCGAGCAGCUGGAGAGCGUGAUGAAGAGGCUGGCCCCGGAGCUCUUCGUGUCCCAGCCGGACCUCCUCCAUCAGCUGGUGACCAUCAUGAACCCCAACACCCUGAUGACUCACGAAGUGCCUGUUUACCGGACGAACCAGUGUGCUGGGGAGUUUGUGAUUACGUUCCCACGAGCCUACCACAGUGGCUUCAAUCAAGGCUUUAAUUUUGCCGAGGCCGUUAACUUCUGCACUGUUGACUGGCUCCCACUAGGCCGGCAGUGCGUGGAGCAUUACCGCCUGCUUCACCGCUAUUGUGUGUUUUCCCAUGAUGAGAUGAUUUGCAAGAUGGCUUCCAAGGCUGACGUACUGGACGUCGUAGUGGCCUCAACAGUUCAGAAGGACAUGGCCAUCAUGAUCGAGGACGAGAAAGCUUUAAGAGAAACUGCCCGUAAAUUGGGAGUGAUUGACUCGGAGAGAAUGGAUUUUGAGCUGUUGCCAGAUGACGAGCGUCAGUGUGUAAAAUGCAAAACAACGUGCUUCAUGUCCGCCGUCUCCUGCUCCUGCCAGCCGGGCCUGCUUGUGUGCCUGCAUCACGUGGGAGAGCUGUGUCCCUGUCCUCCGCAUAAAUACAAGCUGCGGUACAGGUAUACCCUGGACGACCUCUACCCCAUGAUGAACGCCCUGAAGCUUCGCGCAGAAUCUUACAACGAAUGGGCCUUGAAUGUGAAUGAAGCUUUGGAGGCAAAGAUCAACAAGAAGAAAAGCCUUGGCAGCUUUAAGUCUUUAAUCGAAGAAUCUGAAGUGAAGAAAUUCCCAGACAACGAUCUUCUGCGUCACCUUCGCCUCGUCACGCAGGACGCCGAGAAGUGCGCCUCGGUGGCCCAGCAGCUGCUCACUGGGAAACGGCAGACCAGGUACCGGUCCGGUGGAGGCAAGUCUCCCAAUCAGCUGACAGUGAGUGAGCUCCGGCAGUUUGUGACGCAGCUGCACGCCCUCCCCUGCGUCCUCACUCAGACGCCGCUGCUGAAGGGGCUCUUGAGUCGUGUGGAGGACUUUGAGCAGCAGAGCCAGAAGCUGCUCUCAGAGGAGAUGCCCAGUGCUGCUGAGCUGCAAGCCUUGCUGGACGUCAGCUUCGAAUUUGAUGUCGAACUUCCGCAGCUUGCCGAGCUGCGCACCCGUCUGGAGCAGGCCCGCUGGCUGGAGGAGGUGCAGCAAGCCUGCCUGGACCCCGGCUCCCUCACGCUCGAUGCCAUGAGACGCCUCAUCGACCUCGGCGUGGGGCUGGCCCCGCGUUCAGCAGUGGAGAAGGCCAUGGCCCGGCUGCAGGAGCUGCUGACGGUGUCUGAGCACUGGGACGACAGAGCCCGGAGCCUCCUGAGAGCCAGGCCCCGGCACUCGCUGAGCAGCCUCGCCGCGGCGGUCAAGGAGGUGGAGGAGAUCCCCGCCUAUCUGCCCAAUGGGGCGGCCCUGAAGGACGCGGUGCAGAAAGCCAGGGACUGGCUGAGGGACGUGGAGGCCCUGCAGGUUGGCGGACGUGUGCUGGUAUUAGACACACUCGUAGAGCUUGUGACGCGAGGCCGAUGCAUCCCCGUGCAUCUGAGUCCCUUACCUAGACUGGAGUCGCUGGUGGCUGAGGUUCAGGCUUGGAGAGAAUGUGCUGCUAAUACGUUUUUGACGGAGAAUUCUCCGUACUCGCUUUUAGAGGUGCUGUGUCCUCGAUGCGACAUCGGCCUUUUGGGAUCGAAGAGGAAGCAGAGGAAGCUGAAGGAGCCCUUGCCGAGCGGAAGGAAGAGAAGCGGCCGGCCGGAGAGCCUGAGCGACUUGGAGCGGGUCCUGGCCGAGAGCAAGGAGCCGGCCGCCGCGAUGGCGGCCCUCGGGGAAGCACGCCUUCGGGAGAUGGAAGCCCUGCGGGCCCUGAGGCUGGCCAAUGAGGGCAAGCUGCUGGCACCCAGCCCGGACAUGGAGACGCGGGUCUGCCUGUGUCACAAGGCCCCCGCCGCCCCGAUGGUGCAGUGCGAGCUCUGCAGGGACGCUUUCCACACGGGCUGCGUGGCGGCCCCCAGCGCUCCGCACGGCCCGCGGGUCUGGCUCUGUCCCCACUGUCGGCGGUCGGAGAAGCCCCCGCUGGAGAGGGUGCUGCCGCUGCUGGCCUCCCUGCAGCGCAUCCGCGUGCGCCUGCCCGAGGGCGACGCGCUGCGGUACGUGAUCGAGCGGACCGUGAGCUGGCAGCACAGAGCCCAGCAGCUGCUGGCGUCGGGGGGCCUCCGGCCUGCGCACGACCGCGGGGGCCCGGGCCGGCCACAGAGCCGGGGGCAGGCCUCCGCGGGACAGGCGUCGGACAGCAAGGCGCCUCUGCCUCCUGGCACAGCAUCUCCUCCCUUGCCCGAUGGCCGGGACAGCAGGACCUCGUUGGCACUCUCCCCCUUCGCUGCCGGGCGGAGCUGCGUCCCCCUCCACGGUGUCAGCGCCGAAGUGAACGAGCUGCUGAUGGAAGCACACCUGCUCCAGGUGUCCCUCCCCGAGGUCCACGAGCUCUACCGGACUCUGCUGGCCAGGCCCAGCCCCCCUCCGCGGACGGAGCAGAACUCGCCGGCCAGGCCCGGCAGCGAGAAGCAGGACUGCUGCCGCGGGAAGCGGGACGGGGUCAGCAGCCUGGAGAGGAAGCUGAAGCGACGCCUGGAGAGGGACGGCCACGCCAGCGAGCGAUGGGAUCGCGUGAGGAAAACGCGGGCCCCCAGGAGGAAGAAAGUGAGACGGAGCCGCCCCGAGGCCACGGACGCUGUCCUGUCGGAGAGCACGCGUGGCUGUGAGCCGGCCCGCACCGGCGGCACGCACCCCCCGCCCUCGGACACGUCCUGCUCCGAGCAGGAGGACUCUGAGGCGGAGGAGGCCAUCUGCCCGGCCGUGAGCUGCCUGCAGCCAGAAGGCGACGAGGUGGACUGGGUCCAGUGUGAUGGCAGCUGCAACCAGUGGUUUCAUCAGGUCUGUGUUGGUGUUUCUCCAGAGAUGGCGGAGAAGGAGGACUACGUCUGUGUGCGCUGCACUGUGAGGGACGCACCGAGCCGGAAGUGACCCCCAGACCGACCCCUCACUGUCCUUCCGGACCCCAGCCGAGCUUGUCUCAGUGUCUCAGCAGAGCUGCAGGACUGGGCCAGACCAGCCUGUAAACGGUGCUAUUUCUAUUCCCGAUGGAUCGUUUUUCCAGAACUCUUUGAAAAAAAGAAAAAACAACUAAAAAAAUUUUUGACACCUUUUGUAUUUUUUUCCUUACGAGCUGUUUGUGGUGGUCAAGGUUUGGAAUGUGACUCGCGGGGCCCCGCGGUCUGCACGACCCCAGAGCCCGCGGCUUCUCGCGUCCAGCAUUAACUCCGGCCUCUGUCUGGGAUUUGCCGGCUCACGAGUCCAACUCAGUUUCAGUGCCCAGAGGGCACCAGAAAUUCCAGUAAAUCCUCAUUUGAGGAAUUUCUCUCUUGUUUACUCUGUUACCAUAUUGGGGAACUUAAGUUUUUCACGUUUGGGGGUUUUGUUUUUCUUUACCCACUUUUCUUUUUCCUCGUAGACUAGGUUUAUUUAUCUAAGCAAUAACUUCUAUGUUGGUUUCAGUGGCUGGAAUUAAAACAGAACAAACUUCCAAA
Molecule: messenger RNA, 5252 nt
Organism: Pteropus alecto (black flying fox)
Lineage: Eukaryota; Metazoa; Chordata; Mammalia; Chiroptera; Pteropodidae
Gene: KDM5B
Product: lysine demethylase 5B
Exons: 27
Coding region: 190-4689 (1499 amino acids)
Biological process (GO): chromatin remodeling
Cellular component (GO): nucleus
Molecular function (GO): histone demethylase activity; DNA binding
Source: RefSeq, a predicted model, not a curated record